This is a messenger RNA of Vombatus ursinus (common wombat), 819 nucleotides long. Its product is annotated as olfactory receptor 8K3-like. NCBI's taxonomy places the organism in Eukaryota, Metazoa, Chordata, Mammalia, Diprotodontia, Vombatidae. Gene Ontology annotation, cellular component: membrane. Gene Ontology annotation, molecular function: odorant binding; olfactory receptor activity; G protein-coupled receptor activity. Gene Ontology annotation, biological process: sensory perception of smell; G protein-coupled receptor signaling pathway. The transcript has 2 exons. Bases 1 to 819 code for a protein of 272 amino acids. The record is from RefSeq and is a predicted model, not a curated record.
AUGUCUGGUGUUGUGGGGAACCUGGGACUGAUCAUCCUGACCAGUGUUGAUUCUCAUCUCAAAACUCCCAUGUACUUUUUCCUGAAGCAUUUGGCAUUUGUUGACCUUGGUUACUCCACAGCUAUAGGGCCAAAAAUGCUAGUUGGAUUCAUGGAAGAGAAAAAUAUCAUUUCCAAUAAUGGAUGUGUAGUACAGCUGAUUUUCUUUGGGAUAUUCAUUGCCAGUGAGCUUUUUAUCCUGUCAGCCAUGGCCUAUGACCGCUAUGUUGCUAUCUGUAAACCCCUCCAUUAUACACUCAUCAUGUCAGGCAGGGUAUGUUGGCUUUUGAUGACUAUCUCAUACCUCUAUAGUAUAAUGGUAAAUCUUCUGAUUACAAUAAAGCUUUUUAAAUCAUCUUUCUGUAAAUCAAAUCUAAUAAGACACUUCUACUGUGAUGUUAUUCCCCUAUUGUCUAUUAUAUGCUCAGACACAAGUGAGAUUGAACAAAUCAUUAUGAUCUUUGCCUCACUUAAUUUGGUUUCUUCCCUCUUGAUUAUUCUUUUCUCUUAUAUGUUCAUUCUUGUGACCAUCCUCAGGAUUAAGUCUUCUGAGGGCAGGCACAAAGCCUUCUCCACCUGUGGCUCUCAUCUCACUGGGGUGGUUAUAUUCUAUGGGACACUUCUCUUCAUGUACCUGCAGCCCAAAUCUAACCAUUCCUUUGACACAGACAAAAUGGCUUCUGUGUUUUACACUCUAAUCAUUCCCCUGAUCAACCCUUUGAUCUACAGCUUGAGGAACAAAGAGGUGAAAGUUGCCUUGAAAAGACUCUUUAAAAAAUGA